Molecule: messenger RNA, 1936 nt
Organism: Olea europaea var. sylvestris
Lineage: Eukaryota; Viridiplantae; Streptophyta; Magnoliopsida; Lamiales; Oleaceae
Product: sugar transporter ERD6-like 7
Exons: 18
Coding region: 159-1616 (485 amino acids)
Biological process (GO): carbohydrate transport; transmembrane transport
Cellular component (GO): membrane
Molecular function (GO): sugar transmembrane transporter activity
Source: RefSeq, a predicted model, not a curated record
UUUGCUGAAUAAUAUAUACACAUGGUUCCAUCCAAGAACUUUCUUGUUUCUGUGUUUGUUCUUUGAAAACAUCCCUUGAAGACAAUUUUCUUCUCGAGGAUACAUACACAAACCAACAAUAAAUUCACUUAGCAAGUGAAGAAAACAAGAAAAGAGCCAUGGCUAAGAAUCAAGAUAUAGAGAAAGCUGAAAACAGUUUGCAAGAAGAAAUUAAAGUUCCACUUAUUUCACAAGAAAAGAGAGCAGAAAAUGUCAAAAACUGCAGUGGAAGUGAUAAGCAGAUCAAGGAGGAAAGAUGCAUGGUUUACCUCAGUACAUUUGUUGCAGUUUGUGGCUCUUAUUCAUUUGGAUCUUGUGCAGGGUAUUCGUCACCUACACAAUCCGCCAUCCGGGAUGAUCUGAGUUUAACCUUGGCAGAGUACUCAUUGUUUGGCUCAAUACUGACAUUUGGAGCAAUGAUUGGAGCGAUUACUAGUGGUAAAAUUGCUGAUUAUAUAGGUCGUAAAGGGGCGAUGAUAGUAUCAAGUGGAUUUUGUGUAGCAGGGUGGCUAUCAAUUUACUUGGCCAAGGGAGCUCUGCCUCUGGACAUUGGAAGAUUGGCAACAGGAUAUGGAAUGGGAGUCUUUUCAUAUGUGGUACCGGUGUUCAUAGCUGAAAUCUCUCCCAAAGAUUUACGAGGAGCUUUGACAACCAUAAACCAGCUGAUGAUUUGUACUGGAGUAUCUGUUUCCUUCAUCAUAGGCACAUUUCUAACAUGGAGGGCUUUAGCAAUAACAGGAAUAAUCCCAUGUGCUGUUCUCCUUGUUGGCCUAGUUAUCAUCCCAGAAUCUCCAAGAUGGCUGGCAAAAAAUGGAAAUCAAAAAGAAUUUGAAGCUGCAUUGCAAAGACUUCGGGGCAAAAAUGCUAACAUAUCAGAAGAGGCAGCUGAAAUCCAAGAUUAUAUAGAAACUCUUGAGAAACUUCCAAAAGCCAAAAUAAUCGACUUAUUUCAAAAACGAUACUUGAGUUCUGUCACGAUCGGGGUUGGACUAAUGGUCUUUCAACAAUUUGGAGGAAUCAAUGGAAUUUGUUUCUAUACCAGCAGUAUUUUUGAGUCCUCGGGAUUCCCGGCCAACGUAGGAACAAUAACUUAUGCUAUUCUUCAGGUCAUUAUCACUGCACUAGGUGCAACAUUAAUAGACAGAGCAGGACGAAAACCGCUUUUAUUGGUUUCUGCAUCUGGCCUUGUCCUAGGUUGUCUGCUAACAGGUAGCUCAUAUUAUCUUAAGGAGCACAGAAUAGCAGCGAACGCAGCACCAGCACUAGCCGUGAUAGGCAUCCUAGUGUACAUAGGAGCAUUUUCAGUUGGAAUGGGAGCAGUUCCUUGGGUAGUGAUGUCCGAGAUAUUCCCUAUAAAUAUUAAAGGAGUUGCAGGAAGCCUUGCAACACUUGUGAAUUGGUUUGGCGCGUGGACUUGUUCUUACACAUUCAAUUUUCUUAUGAGCUGGAGCUCCUAUGGAACAUUCAUUCUUUAUGCUGCAGUCAAUGCACUUGCCAUUUUGUUCGUGAUCAUAGUAGUACCUGAAACCAAAGGAAAAACUCUGGAACAGUUACAAGCAGCGAUAAAUGUUUCAUAAAAAGCUUAUGGCCCAAGCUUAGGACAUAUUUUUCCUCUGAAGCUUUUGCUUCGAGAGGAAAUGGAUUGAUGAUAUUGUUGCAAAUUAUUAUGUUAAUGAAUACGAAGGCACAUGAAAUGAAAGAUUUAAAUUCAACAAAACGGCUUGUCUACUUAAGACAUUUUUUCUUCUUUAGUGACUCUAUUACUUGAAUAAAAGAAAUGUAAAAGUAUUUGUGUGUUCUCAUGGGGUACAAAAUGAAUAUGGGUAUGUUUGUCAAGACUUUCACUUCUACUUCAGAUUUUUGUACAAGUGCUUCAUCAAUAAAUUAUCUCGAUCAA